CGGAUGUUGACAAAUUUCAUGUCACUGUUCUUAGAAGGUCGUUUGUUUGUGUGAAGAUUUCUUAUCUGGGAUCUCUCUCUAAGCAAAUUCUUCUUUUAAUUUUUUUUUUCUCUUUCUCUCUCUAAAAAAAUAAAGCUCUAUUCUUCUUUAUGCGAGAGAGAAAGAGGAACAGGAGUGGCCCAGCAGAUCGAAAUCGACGAUCUAAGCUUCUUCAAUGUUGUUGCAGCAACACCCACUUCGUUGUUUCUCCCACAAUUAAACAAUCCAUGGUGGAUUCUUGAGAACAGGUGAAGAGAGGAUGUGGGUCUAAGGGAUGGGAACCAAAGUUCAGAGUCUGCCAGGGCAUUACUCAAUGAGAGAUCUUAAUGAGGAAUCCAGCAGUUGUGGCUGGCCCCUAUAUUAUGGAGAUAAAACAGUGGCCAAUGGGCAGUAUUAUCAUAAUUAUCUGUCGAGUGCUGCCGCAGAUGUAUGUUCAACACAUGAUAAGGAUGUUGUGAAGAAGACGAUGCUUGAUCAUGAGGCCAUAUUUAAGAAUCAGGUCUUUGAACUUCACCGCUUAUACAGAAUACAAAGGGAUUUGAUGGAUGAAGUUAAAAUGAAAGAUUUACACAGAAACCAAAUAUCUGUUGAGACACCAUUUUCCACAGGUCCCUUGGCAUCUCAGAUAACAUCUGAAGAUGGUAAAAAAUGGCACAUUUCUGGAUUUCCAAUAGUAGCAAGUUCUACUUGUGAUAGACCAUCUAUUUCAGGCAUUGAGGGCAUUCAUUCUCCUUUGAGUUCUAAUAAAGGAAUCAGUAAGCAAGCUGGUCUUUUCCCAUCCCCAAAUGGGAGCAGCUCGAAAGAUGUUGAGAUACUAGGGUUCAGACCCUCAAAGGUGAGGAGAAAAAUGUUUGACCUUCACCUCCCUGCUGAUGAGUACAUUGACACUGAGGAAAAUGAAAAUCCUGGUGAUGAAAAGAUACGUGGAACAACACAAUUUCUUUCUGAUAUAAAUUGUAAACCCGACAAGGGAGGUGAUGUGAAGCUUUUUUGUGGUAAUGGUGGGAAGACUAGCAGCCAGGAAGAUAUUUCAAGACCUGAGCAGUCUUUAAGAAGCGGAAAUGGUUUGGCAGACUUAAAUGAACCUGUUCAUGUGGAAGAAACAAAUGAUGUUGCAUAUGUUCCAAAUCAGAACCAUAAUCCCUAUCAAGGGGCAACUGAAUGCUCUGAUCUAUCCUCCAAACAUAAGUCAAGGUUCUUUGGUUUGUCCAAGGAAGAUUUACUGAACUCACAUCAUGGAACUGACAGUUGGGCUCGAAAUAAUGGAUAUUUGGAGAAUGACAGGAGUGGAAAAAUGUGGAUUUCUUCAAUAGAGUCAGGGCAAGCUAAAAGCAAUCUGAAACCCUUUCCUCAAGUCCUCAAACAUGAGCAAUCACUUUUAUCUUCCCAAACAAUGCAAGAUGCACUCGGUAAAGUUCAUGAGCCUACAUCCAAUUAUCUAACUAAUCGAAGCAGGGCUGAUUUGUUGAGGGAAAAGACAGCUAGUGGUUUAGAUAUCAGCGAAAGAGAUGAAUAUUCUGCUAAUAAACAUCCAGAGUCUGUUGUAUCAUCACAUAGGCAUGGUCUCUUUGCAAUUGCUCCUUCCUCAGAUUUAGCUAGGUCUUGGUCUCACUCAUCUUGGGAAAUGGCAAGUAGUAGCCUAAACCAGAAGUUGACAUCUGUACAGACACCUCCAUCUCCAUGUCUAAAUGCAUCUGGUGUCUUGAGUAGGAGUUCCCAGUCACAUCAAAGUAAUAGGAUUUUGGGAGAUUGUUGGCCUAUAAAUAUCAAUUCGAAGCUUAAUCCCAGUUUUCGAUGCGAGGCAUCUGGGAAAAAUGGAUUUUACGCUGGGACUUCAUCUGGAUCCAAGGAGCUGUCAAUGAACAUAUCUUCAAUUAGCUAUCUUAGCCCUGAUAAUGAUUGCAAGAGAUUUCCUGAGUACUUCAACAAUGGUUCAGCAAACUGCUACAAGAGUUCAAAUUUGAAUUCAAAUUGCAAUGACAUGAAGUCUGCAAAAGAUAUUAACUUGAAUGAGAUACUUUCAAAUGGUUCACCCAGCAACUUAGUUUCCCAGUCAAGUCUUGGAAUCAUGGAUGGAGAACAGAAGCACGAGGAGCAGCUUGCACUGUUGCCUUGGCUUAGAGCCAAGACAACAUGUAAGAACGAGGCACAAAAUGCUAGUAGAAGCUUAAAUGCCGGAGGUUUAAAUGUUUUCCAAGUUGCUUCUUUAUCUAACAAAGAUGAAACUGGAAAGGUGUCUAAUGGAAAAUUUAUGCACAGUGCAACUCCAGGUUUGUGUUCAAGUGAUAUUGAGCCAAGGAGGACAGAAGUUAGUGAGAGCUCUGGUAAAAGGAAAAUUCUUGGUGUUCCUAUAUUUGACAUACCUCAUAUUUCUGCUAAGGAGUCAUCUUCAUUGACCUCUCCGUCUGUGUCAGUUCCUAAUCCAUCUGACGUAGAAUUAGUGGAAAAUAAUCAGAAAAAACAGAUCCUUGAUAUUAACUUGCCUUGUGAUGCUACUGUUCCUGAUUUGGAGGAACAAGCUGUCACUGAAAUUAUUGUUUGUGAGACAGGAUCAUCUACAAUAAAAGCCAACUCUAGAAAUCAGAUUGACCUGAACUUGAGUAUGAGCGAGGAUGAAACAUUUCUGACAACUACUCAUGCGACCUACUUAGAAACAAAGGCAGGAAUAGAUCUUGAAGCCCCUGCUGUUCCUGAGAUAGAGGAGGAUGCCAUUCCUGAAGAAAAGAAGCUUGAAAGUCCUUCAGUAUCACCACUAGGCUCACAAGACACAGUUGAAAAGUUGCAGAAUGAACUUAUGAGGCAUGCAGCAGAGGCAAUUGUUGUUUUGUCAUCUUGCUGCCAGAAAGUGGAUGAUAUGAUCAGCUGCCCAUCAGAAAGCACGGUGGUGGAUCCUCUAAGUUGGUUUGCAGAUAUAGUUUCCUCAGGUGUGGAUGAUCCGCAGAAGCAGACUGAUAAUUUAGGGGAAAAAGAUGGUGACAAUAAUGAGGAAUCUUCCCCAGAAGGAAUGGAUUACUUUGAAUCAAUGACAUUGAAACUGACAGAGACAAAGGAAGAAGACUACAUGCCCCAGCCCCUUGUUCCAGAAAACUUCAAAGUGGAAGAAACUGGAACAACUUCUUUACCUCCUCGGACACGAAAGGGGCCAGCUAGGAGAGGGAGGCAGCGGAGGGACUUCCAAAGGGACAUCCUUCCAGGCCUUGCAUCUCUAUCAAGGCAUGAAGUAACAGAAGAUCUCCAAACGUUUGGAGGGCUUAUGAGAGCAACAGGUCAUGCAUGGACAGGAUUAAACAGGAGAAGCUCUUCUAGGAAUGGGUGUGGCAGAGGUAGGAGGCGAUCGCAACCACAGGUUACCCCGUCUCCCCCUCCUCCGGUGGCAACCACUGAAACAAGCACCCCACUUAUUCAACAGCUCAAUAGCAUUGAAGUGGGAUUGGAGGAUAGAAGCCUGACAGGCUGGGGCAAGACACCUAGAAGGCCCCGUAGACAAAGGUGUCCCGCAGGUAAUCCUCCAUCAAUCCGGUUAAUCUGAUCACUGAAAGAGGCUUAAAUUUAUAGAUGAGAAUUUAUAGAGGGUAAGCAAAAAGCAGGUCCAUUUCAAAAUUGGUGGAACACAUGAUGUUCAAUCUCAAGCAUGGGGAUUUCUCUUGUAAAUUUCUUCAAACCCGAAUUUGGGUAUAUGUUUGAUUUUCAUUUAGUCUUUGGUGGAUACCAACUUCAAUAAUGUCGCAUGAUUUCUUCUUGGUUGUCUCGUUUAAGAACUGUUGAGAGGAGAUAUAUACCAGUUUGUGCACCUCAGUGUCUUGGAUUUAUACUAGUGAUUUUUUAGUUACAUUGCAUAUUAGGCUGCAUGCUUAAAUGAAUUGGACCUCCAUCAAAUAGUGCUUUUAGCUUAUGACAUGGUCGUAGAUUUAUUUUGUUGUCGA
Messenger RNA from Cajanus cajan (pigeon pea), 3962 nucleotides. RefSeq lists its product as uncharacterized. NCBI's taxonomy places the organism in Eukaryota, Viridiplantae, Streptophyta, Magnoliopsida, Fabales, Fabaceae. The record is from RefSeq and is a predicted model, not a curated record.